UCGAAACAGGAAACAGAAACAGCAACGCUAAGAAUUUUGUUUGGCGCCUUUACCGGGCCGGCCUGAGUUAUCAGAUAAUUACGUUGAAGUUCCAUAAAAAUAAAUUCUGUUACAUACAAAAUGGGAGAUAAAGGAGACGGAGAAACCUUCGAUGACGCGGUUGAAGAGAGAGUAAUCAACGAAGAAUAUAAAAUAUGGAAGAAAAAUACACCAUUUCUGUACGACUUGGUGAUGACCCAUGCACUGGAGUGGCCCUCGCUCACUGCCCAGUGGCUCCCCGAUGUCACCAGGCCAGACGGAAAGGAUUAUUCCGUACACAGACUUAUCUUAGGAACACACACAUCUGAUGAACAGAAUCACUUGCUGAUCGCCAGUGUGCAACUACCUAAUGAAGAUGCACAAUUUGAUGCCAGCCAUUAUGAUAAUGAUAAAGGAGAAUUUGGAGGCUUUGGUUCUGUAUCAGGCAAGAUUGAUAUAGAAAUUAAGAUCAACCAUGAAGGUGAAGUGAACAGGGCCCGCUACAUGCCCCAGAAUCCUUGCGUCAUCGCAACGAAGACGCCGUCGUCUGAUGUACUUGUCUUUGAUUAUACAAAGCACCCCUCCAAACCUGAGCCUUCUGGAGAGUGCCAUCCUGAUCUAAGAUUGCGUGGUCAUCAAAAAGAAGGUUAUGGCUUGUCAUGGAAUCCAAACCUUAAUGGAUAUCUUUUAUCAGCCAGUGAUGAUCAUACAAUCUGCCUGUGGGACAUCAACGCGACGCCAAAGGAGGGGCGGGUCAUCGAAGCGAAGUCCGUGUUCACCGGCCACACGGCCGUCGUCGAGGACGUCGCGUGGCACUUGCUACACGAGUCGCUCUUCGGAUCCGUGGCUGACGACCAGAAGCUGAUGAUAUGGGACACCAGAUGUAAUAAUACAUCGAAACCAUCCCACACAGUGGACGCACACACCGCUGAAGUUAACUGCCUCAGUUUCAAUCCCUAUUCAGAGUUCAUUCUUGCUACUGGCAGUGCUGAUAAAACGGUUGCGCUUUGGGAUCUACGCAAUUUGAAAUUAAAGCUACACUCGUUCGAGUCGCACAAAGACGAAAUAUUCCAAGUACAAUGGUCGCCACACAACGAAACUAUUCUCGCGAGCAGUGGUACCGACAGAAGACUCCAUGUAUGGGACUUAUCAAAGAUUGGCGAGGAACAGACAGCUGAAGAUGCAGAAGAUGGACCCCCAGAAUUAUUGUUCAUACACGGAGGACACACCGCUAAGAUAUCUGACUUCUCAUGGAACCCUAAUGAACCAUGGGUCAUCUGUUCCGUCUCUGAGGAUAACAUUAUGCAGGUGUGGCAGAUGGCUGAGAAUAUCUACAACGACGAGGAGCCGGAGACGCCGGCGUCGGAGUUAGAGUCGGCCGUCAACGUCAACCACGGCUAGUCGUCCUGUCUGUACGACUCAUGUGCUCUGUGGAGAGUGUGAAAUAACAACAUUGUUUAACAUUCACUUUUUAAUCGUUAAUCUGUGAGAUAACUCUGCUACAACCGAACAAUAAUGGGGUACAAGUUUUCGGAACUGUUCUUAAAAUAUAAAUAGAAAUUAAAUCAUGUAAACGUUAUACAAAACACUAAAAUCUUGUUGGAAAAAAUGACAUUUAUUAAAAUGCUUUGUAAAUAUCAUUAUGAAAUUUAACUACCUAAUGAUCUGCUAUUCUAGCUAAUUAUCUGAGUUUUUUCGGACUAUUACAAACAGCAUUUUUUACUUCUAAUUGAAAUUACCACAAAAUUUUAUAUUUUCAAUAUUUAAAUGCAAAAAGUUGUCCCGUUUUUCAUACUUUUCAAACUAUUUGACAGUAAACAGUAUAUUAAACAUACAAGUAUAGAUGUAGUGAGAAACUAUUUUCCUUCGGGAAAACUCUUGAUCUUUAUCGGAAUACGAUGACACCCGAACUGUCAAUGAAUGAUCGUAUUAAAUGAGUGACAUUUUCAUAUCCAUUAAUAAGGAACUUUAUUGUUUAGUCUCAAAUGUCAAAAUGACAUUGUAUAAUAUAGAGAUGCUGCAACCAUAACAAUUAUUACUUAAAACAGGAUAUUUACUAGGGUAUUAUACGAAAUGAAUUCCCGAUAUUUUUAAGUAAUAAUUGUUAUGUUCGGGAUGUGUGGACAUAAGUUUCGUCAGUAUUAUACACAAUAUCUGCCUUCAGAUCUAUACUUCCUUAUUAAGUCUACGUACUUUACUCUUUUAAGUCUAACGUCAUCUUUUCCAUCAGCAUUUUCCUAUUAUUAGCAAUUUUCUUCAAUAAAAAACCCAGUAGUGUAAAAUCACAUUCUUUGAAAUUCAUCGUUUCUAUUUAUUUGGGCUUUAGUGCUUUUAUUGUAGGGACUUGUUUAUAAAUGAGAUGAAAGCUAUAAACCAUUCGUCGUAUCACUGCAUAAUCAAAAUCAUCAAGAUCUAGAUAGAUUUUCAUGCAUGGUCUACCCAUCUUAAUUUUGUUUGUGUUGGUAUUUUUAUUAUUUCUGUAUUCUUCCUCCUGGUUCAAAAUAUUCUUAUUGUUGGUCUAGUUGCGUUUGAAAUUCGCUGUUGAACUUUGUCAAAAUACUCUUGAGUUGUUGCUGUUUUUGAAUUUGCUAUUUUCCGAUAUGAAGUACAGGUAAAACUUAAAUAAAACUUUUCCGAAAAAUUACGAAGUAAAAUCUUUUCUCAUUAUAUCUAUAAAGUGAAUCGUUACAUAGCAUACAAAUAGGUACAUAGGCUAAAUAUAACUUUAACAUUAGCAAUUGUUCUAAUAUUUUGGGCAAUUGGUGUCUGCGCGUGACAGUCCUAAGUCAAUCUAUUUCAUCAACAUAAAAAUUAAAUUGAGCACAGAUUGCAUUUUUUUUCCUACCUAAGCUGAUAGGUUUGAGAGGCUAUAUCAGCGUAGCUUAACUAGUAGGUGAGCCCACGGGGCUCAAACCUGAUGAGCUUAAAUUUGCCUGUUCACGGCUUAUCUUAGAUUGAAAUAUAUGUUACUAUCUAUAAAUUAAGAACAGUUCUGAAAGUAUAUCAAUUUGUACUCACAUUAUAUUUUAAUUAGGGCAACUACCAAUUGAUAGGUAGGUAGAAUGGUUCAUCAGUUAAGAGUUCUUGUCAGACGUGCAAGACUUAAUAUGUCUUCAUCAAUGAUCGUUAUCCAACAGUGUACUCGUAAGAUUGUGAUUUUAUUUCAAUUUGUCUUAAAAUAAGGUAUCUAAGUAUUAUGAAUACGUUUUAAUGAGAAACAAAUUGAUUUGAAAUCAUUAAAAAUUUUGUUAACAUGAAAAAAAUGUUCUAACCGGAUUAUAAUUAAGUUUUUCUUGUAUGAAUUUUCCAAUGACGCUCUAGAUUCCAGUCAGAAACAAUUUGAUAGUUAAAUAUUGAAAACUUAAUAGACAGCCCAAGCCAUCAAGCCUUUUCAUUAUAGUGCAUUCAUUUUUUAUACAUGUAGAAUUUCACUAAUACAAAACUUACUACAUAUACCUUAUUUACAUUAAAAUUUCAUACAAUUUUAUGGAAUGGUGUGGACAAUACCCGAAAUUUGUUUCGAAUUACUACAAAGAUUCAAGAAACCUAUGGCCUCUGAGUUGAUAAACUUAUAUUUACAUUUAAGAUGAGACUUCUGUUUUAUGUAUUUCUUGUUUGCUACAAAUACAAUUUUUAUUUUUUUCAAUCCUGUUUAUAUUUUGUGAUUUUUAAUUGCGCGAAUGAUUUCAAAAAGUAGUAUAUAUUUAUCCAUAAAUUAAAAAUAAUACAGCUUGAUAAUUCCGAGGUCUAUGGACUCGAAUAACCACUUAACACCAAAUGGGUUCUGAGCCUGUCUAUGCAAUAAAAAAAAAUCGAGUGAUGUGACUUCACUAUCUUUUAAAAGAAACCUUAUUGAGUCUGUGGCGUAGAAUAUAACUUUUAUAUAUUUUUGUAUGUUGUUUCUUUAGGAUAAUGUUAGUAAACGUAUAAUAUGAAGAAUGGUAAUUUUUUUAACAAACUAUAAAAUUGUUAAUGUUUUGAAAAGAUCUCUAAACUAACUUUCAAAAACAUUGUUCAGAAAUAAUCGAUUCUACAUUCAGAUGAAUCUCGAUACUUUUAAUAUUCCCAGGAUAAUAUUGCCAUGUGAAUAAUGGCAAGCAAGCACUACACAGUCCCAUUGUAAACUGUAAGCAAAAAAAAACAACCCAUUUAAUUUAUUUCCCGUACGUCACAAGGACUUGUUAUUUUUUUAAAUUUCAAUUUGGUAUUUUUAAGAGCAUCUUUGACAUGCCCGCUGUAAAUCAUAAAUUAAUUAGUCUAGAUUAUAUGUAAUUUUUAAGUAUUUUAGGUAGUGACUGCCAAAAAACAAUAGAUACAGCCGUUUUUUUUUUAAAUAAAAUAAAUAAUAAUUUCAUUAAUAAUAUUAAUUUGGAGCUCUUAAACGGUAAAAAUGAAUGACCGAUCGAGGGUGUGUUGUGUAAGGCGUUGAAAUGUACUUUUAAGCUCUGCUAAAUAAUUAUUAUGAUUAAAUAUAUUGUAAGUGAA
Molecule: messenger RNA, 4503 nt
Organism: Bombyx mandarina (wild silkworm)
Lineage: Eukaryota; Metazoa; Arthropoda; Insecta; Lepidoptera; Bombycidae
Gene: Caf1-55
Product: chromatin assembly factor 1 p55 subunit
Molecular function (GO): protein binding
Source: RefSeq, a predicted model, not a curated record